Laccaria bicolor S238N-H82 is the source of this 474-nucleotide messenger RNA. Its product is annotated as galectin. The record is from RefSeq and is a predicted model, not a curated record. NCBI's taxonomy places the organism in Eukaryota, Fungi, Basidiomycota, Agaricomycetes, Agaricales, Hydnangiaceae. Bases 1 to 474 code for a protein of 157 amino acids. The transcript is spliced from 2 exons. Gene Ontology annotation, molecular function: carbohydrate binding.
AUGUCCCAAUCUCUAGACUCCUGCCAACGCAUUUUGAGCAAAUCCAAUGGUCUUCUACCUCCUUCCCAUCAGACCGUCACCUUGAAAACACCAUUCAAGGCUGAGAACAUCAUCGUCUUCCAGUCCGCAAAACUGGACUUGACUCCCAGCACUGGCCCGGGUAUCGACAACACCGCCGUCAAUAUCCUCGAUGCUGCCGGCGACGUCCUUCUCCACGUCAGCAUCCGUCGCGCGGAGAACGCCAUCGUCUUGAACAGCAGGCCUGCCAAUGGCGCUCGGGGUACUGAGGAGAGAGUACCACUCAAAGGGCUGUUCGUCAAUGCACCCAACACGACUAUCACUGUCUACGACCACGGUGAUCGCUUCCAAAUCCUGAUCGACUACAAAACCGUUCACUACUACGCCAAGCGGAUCCAGGCAAAUGGUACUGCCAUCUUGUACACUAUUAACCCGGGCCAGAUCUCCGUUCUCUGA